CCGGGAUCACAGAAGAAAGACUGCUCUAAACUGCGAGGUAUCUGGACUCAUCUGAAAAUGAGGGUACUUGCUCUUGCCCUUGUGUUGGUGCUGUGUGUGUGGAGGGGAACUCUGAGUGUGCAGGUCAAGAUCGGGGACAGGAGCUUUCCCCUGAAGGCGGUGGAGCAGCUAAAGGAGCUGAUGGACUUGGAAGAAAACCUUAACCCUCACCUUGCAGAGACAAGUACUGCAGCAGUUUGUGCCCACCCUCUCCUGCCUCAAGUCUUUCGCCCAGUGUGCCAAGGAAAGGGCACUGGGAUUGUUUUCUCAAGACUAGUGUACAUCAUCAUGUCAUCAGAUACUUGUGAGAUAUGUGCCAACCCUUCCUGCUUUGGGUGUCUGGACUGAAAGGGCCAUCUGCUAGAUGGUCAAACACAUCGAUCGAGAGCUUCAAGGGGGACUUAUCUUCAAUAGCUUCUUUUUCCACAUGUCUAUGUUUAAGGUAUCCAUUGACAUAAAAAAAAAAACAAUCAACAAGUCCAAAAGGUCCCAUGGCUCAGCGGUCAACAAAAUGGAUUUUGGAUAGCAGUUACAUUUAAAAAUCAUGAUUUGUGGCAUUUGUAUGCAUACAUAUUUUAGUUAUUGUUUGUGACCAAAUAAUACUUCAAAGUUUGUCUUAGAGAUUCACCACAUCACUCUGAUGUGACCUUAAAAUUCAAGCUAUUAGAAAGCCAAGAAAGUAGCUACUAUAUGAAACAUAAGUUUUGUAGGUCUAUUAAUGGGCUCAUGUUUAGAAAUUCAUGAUGAUGCCUUCAAUCACAGCUUUCACGGUAGUCACUCAUCUAUCCUUUAGACAACCUUCAUUUAGUUUUAUGUACAGCUACUCUUCUGCUUGCGUCUCCUCUACAUUGCAAUCAUCUAGAAACCCGCACAGCCAAACGAGUCUAAUGGAUCAGAUAAUGGAUAGAUCAAAUGAAAGAGAUGACCUCUAGCAAUUCCAGUAAAAACAGUGGUGACCCACGCAUGUUUGUACUAGUUUGUCCCAGAAGAAAUUGUGCAUUAAAACCUGAUUGUUUUAGGUUUUUUGUAACUCCCACAAAUACAACACUUCUUUCAACUAUUAUUGUAGCAUUAGUGAAAUGUUUGUCUCUUUACAAAAAAACAAAAUGCAAUUAAUGUACAGUAAAUCAAAAUGAAGUUAAAUAAAACAUCCAUAAAUCCA
This is a messenger RNA of Girardinichthys multiradiatus, 1201 nucleotides long. RefSeq names its product guanylin-like. Gene Ontology annotation, cellular component: extracellular region. Bases 58 to 387 code for a protein of 109 amino acids. The record is from RefSeq and is a predicted model, not a curated record. The transcript has 3 exons. Gene Ontology annotation, molecular function: guanylate cyclase activator activity. Lineage: Eukaryota; Metazoa; Chordata; Actinopteri; Cyprinodontiformes; Goodeidae.